Phodopus roborovskii (desert hamster) is the source of this 1225-nucleotide messenger RNA. Its product is annotated as ALK tyrosine kinase receptor-like. Gene Ontology annotation, cellular component: membrane. The coding region runs from base 80 to 1225 and encodes 381 amino acids. Lineage: Eukaryota; Metazoa; Chordata; Mammalia; Rodentia; Cricetidae. The record is from RefSeq and is a predicted model, not a curated record. The transcript has 9 exons.
CCAUGUCCUGUUGCUCAGCACCACUGAUGUCCCCACUUCUGAAAGUGCAACAGUGACCAGUGCAACAUUCCCAGCACCAAUGAAGAACUCUCCUUGUGAGCUCCGGAUGUCCUGGCUCAUCCAUGGAGUUUUAAGAGGAAAUGUAUCCCUGGUGCUGGUGGAGAACAAAACUGGGAAGGAACAAAGCCGAACAGUCUGGCAUGUUGCCACCAAUGAAGGUUUAAGCCUGUGGCAGUGGACAGUAUUGUCGCUCCUCGAUGUGACUGACAGGUUCUGGCUGCAGAUAGUAGCAUGGUGGGGUCCAGGAUCCAGGGCAACAGUGGCAUUUGACAACGUCUCCAUCAGCCUCGACUGCUACCUCACUAUCAGUGGGGAGGAUAAAAUGCCUUCGAAUGCAGCACCCAAAUCCAGAAAUCUGUUUGAGAAAAAUCCAAACAAGGAGCCAAAAUCCUGGGCAAACACAUCAGGACCAAUUCCCAUCUUUGACCCUACAGUUCACUGGCUGUUCACCACCUGUGGGGCCAGUGGACCCCACGGCCCCACACAAGCCCAGUGCAACAAUGCCUACCAGAACUCCAACUUGAGCGUGGUGGUGGGGAGCGAAGGGCCGUUGAGGGGAGUCCAGAUUUGGAAAGUGCCAGCUACUGACACCUACAGCAUCUCAGGCUAUGGAGCAGCUGGUGGAAAAGGUGGGAAGAACACUAUGAUGCGGUCCCACGGCGUGUCCGUCCUGGGCAUCUUCAACCUGGAGAAGGAUGACAUGCUGUACAUCCUUGUCGGCCAGCAAGGGGAAGAUGCUUGUCCCAGGGCAAACCAACUAAUCCAGAAAGUCUGUGUCGGCGAGAACAACGUGAUAGAAGAAGAGAUCCGAGUGAACAGAAGCGUGCAUGAGUGGGCAGGAGGAGGAGGUGGUGGGGGUGGUGCCACCUACGUGUUUAAGAUGAAAGAUGGAGUGCCUGUGCCCCUGAUCAUUGCAGCUGGUGGUGGUGGCAGGGCCUAUGGGGCCAAGACAGACACAUUCCACCCAGAGAGACUGGAGAAUAACUCCUCAGUUCUAGGGCUGAACGGCAAUUCCGGAGCCGCAGUCCCCACCAGCUCCUCAGAGAGGCUCUCAUUUCUCCCGCAGGUGGUGGAGGCGGCUGGAAUGAUAACACUUCCUUGCUCUGGGCCGGAAAGUCUUUGCUGGAGGGCGCUGCUGGAGGACAUUCCUGCCCCCAGGCCAUGA